This is a messenger RNA of Aptenodytes forsteri (emperor penguin), 4050 nucleotides long. It is a transcript of the gene ARHGEF10L, whose product is annotated as Rho guanine nucleotide exchange factor 10 like. The transcript has 28 exons. Gene Ontology annotation, biological process: positive regulation of stress fiber assembly; actin cytoskeleton organization; SREBP signaling pathway. The record is from RefSeq and is a predicted model, not a curated record. Gene Ontology annotation, molecular function: protein binding; guanyl-nucleotide exchange factor activity. Gene Ontology annotation, cellular component: cytosol. The coding region runs from base 154 to 4029 and encodes 1291 amino acids. Lineage: Eukaryota; Metazoa; Chordata; Aves; Sphenisciformes; Spheniscidae.
GAAUCGCCUGCUCCCACGCUAAUGGGAAGCAGAUUAGGUGACACAUGAGAGCAGCCCUGGCUGCCAACUGCUUUCUGUUUUGAGGGCCAGGGAAAGAGUUCGAGGAGGAAAAACAAGCGUCCCCGGGUCCUCCUCCCAAAUAAAUCCCUAUUAAUGUGUUUACGGCGGCAACGGGCUCGUUGCAAAAGUGGCUGGAAGAGGAUAUUUGCGGCGGUAACGCAGGAAAGCCUCGGGGAAGGGCCCAGGUGGAGCAUCCGGACCCCCCGCGCCAUGGCUUCGUCCGAGCUGCCCCCUCACCCCGCAGUAGGUGACCAUCUUGCCCCAGAGACCCCCAGCCCCCUGCCUCAGGGGGAGGAGGACCUUGGCGAAGCCUUUGACUUUGAGGACAGCGAGGAAGAGGAGGAGGAGGAAGAAGACUCGGUGGCCGAGCCGAGCGGUGAAGUGGUCCUCCGGGCACCCCCUUGCAGGCGACGUGCUGCCAGCUCCAGCGUCGAUGGGCUGGUGCCAGAGACCCAGGAAGGGCUGCCAGCGGGGGUGAGCAAUGGGGAGGCUGGUGGAGAGCCCCACAUCAGUGCCCAGACCUGGAAGAGGAAAAGCGGCCGCCGAGGUGAGCGCUUCGAGUUCCCGGCGGUGGAGGACGAUGUGAUCUAUGACGAUGUCCCCUGUGAAAACCUUGACGCCGAGCAGGACGGCCCGGGGACGGAGCGCAGCCUGAUCUAUGAGGAGGUGCAGCGCGGCGAGGGGCCGCGGGCGGGCGAGGAUUUGGGCUGGAGCUCCAGCGAAUUCGAGAGCUACAGCGAGGAUUCAGGCGAGGAAACCAAGCCAGAGGCCGAGCCGGCCAAGCAGCGGGCAUCCUUCCAGCCCAAGCUUUCUCCAGACCUGAAUAGACUAAAGGAGAGAUACGCCAGGACUAAGAGGGACAUCCUGGCUUUAAGAGUUGGGGGGAGAGACAUGCAGGAGCUGAAGCAGAAGUACGAUUGGAAGAUGACCCAGCUGAUGAAAGCAGCCAAAAGCGGCACCAAGGAUGGUUUGGAGAAGACCAAGAUCGCGGUGAUGAGGAAGGUGACGUUCCUGCACCGGAAAGAAGCACCAGGGGACUCGGAGGAGGAGGACACGGGUUUCCUGGAGGUCACCGUCUCCGACAUGAAGCACCCGCCGCCGGAGCUGGGCCCCAUGCCCGAGGGGCUGAGCCCGCAGCAGGUCGGUGCGGGGCGGCUUAGGGGGAUACUGAUGCACCGGCAUCUCCCACAGGAUUACAGGAACCCGCUGAUGGAGAUGGAGCCGAAGGUGCUGAGCGCUAGGAAGUGCCAGGUGGUGUUUUUUCGUCUGAAGGAGAUCCUGCAGUGCCACUCCAUGUUCCAGAUCGCCCUCGCCUCCCGCGUGGCCGAGUGGGACUCGGCGGAGAAGAUCGGGGACCUCUUCGUGGCCUCGUUCUCCAAGUCGAUGGUGCUGGACGUCUACAGCGACUACGUCAACAACUUCACCACUGCCAUGUCCCUUAUCAAGAAGGCUUGUCUCACCAAACCUGCCUUCCUCGACUUCCUCAAGAAGAGACAGAUGGCGAGCGCCGACCGGGUCACGCUCUACGGGCUGAUGGUGAAGCCCAUCCAGAGGUUCCCCCAGUUCAUCCUGCUCCUGCAGGACAUGCUGAAAAACACCCCCAAGGGCCAUGCGGACCGCCUGUCCCUCCAGCUGGCCCUCACCGAGCUGGAGACGUUGGCAGAGAAGCUCAACGAGCAGAAGCGCUUGGCCGACCAAGUCGCCGAAAUCCAGCAGCUCAGCAAGAGCAUCAGUGACCGCAGCAGCCUCAACAAGCUGCUGAGCUCGGGGCAGCGGCAGCUCCUGCUCUGCGAGACGCUGACAGAGACGGUGUACGGCGACCGGGGGCAGCUCAUCAAGUCGAAGGAACGGAAGGUUUUCCUCCUCAACGACAUGCUGGUCUGCGCCAACAUCAACUUCAAGCCAGUGAACCCAGGAGGCCAGCUGGAAAUUAGCAGCCUGGUGCCCCUGGGUCCCAAAUACGUGGUGAAGUGGAGCACGGCCCUCCCACAGGUACAGGUGGUGGAGGUGGGGCAGGAGAGCGGCGCCUACGACAAGGACAACGUCGUCAUCCACAACGCUGGUGCCAAGAAGCACGUGCCGGCCGGGCAGGCUUCACACAAUAAAGUCUACCUGGGGCCACCGCGGCUCUUCCAGGAGCUGCAGGACCUGCAGAAGGACCUGGCGGUGGUGGAGCAGAUCACCCUUCUCAUCAGCACCUUGCAUGGCACCUACCAGAACCUGAACAUGACGGUGGCCCAGGACUGGUGCUUGGCCCUGCAGAGGAUGAUGAAGGUGAAGGAGGAGGAGAUCCACUCCGCCAACAAGUGCCGCCUCCGUCUCCUGCUGCCCGGGAAGCCAGACAAGUCUGGCCGCCCCAUCAGCGUCAUGGUGGUCUUCAUCACUCCAAACCCCCUGAGCAAGAUCUCCUGGGUGAACCGCCUGCACUUGGCCAAGAUAGGACUGCGGGAGGAGAACCAGCCGGGCUGGCUCUGUCCCGACGAAGACAAGAAGAGCAAAGCUCCGUUCUGGUGCCCCAUACUCUCCUGCCACAUGCCCGCCUUCUCCUCCAAGGCCCUCGAUCUGCAGCUUGGCACCGCGGUGCACAACCCUGUGCAGUCCUCACUGCUGGGCUUCUCCGCCGUCAGCACCUCGCUGCCGCAGGGCUACCUCUGGGUUGGGGGGGGCCAGGAAGGCGCAGGGGGGCAGGUGGAGAUCUUCUCCCUCAACCGUGCCGUGCCACGGACAGUGAAGUCCUUCCCAGUGGCUUCGCCGGUGCUGUGCAUGGAGUACAUCCCCGAGGCGGGCGAGGGGGAACUGGCGGGCACCCAGGAGCCCCAACCGACCACCGAACAGCCCCCCACGUCCCUGCAUCCCACCGUGUGCUUGGGGUUGCGGGAUGGCAGCAUCGCGGUCUACGGCAGCGUGGACACGGGGACGCAGUGCUUGUUGACCUGCAAAAGCCCGGGCAUGCAACCCGUCCUCUGCUUGAAGCACAGCCCCGAGUACCUGUUUGCGGGGUUGCAGGAUGGGACCGUGGCCGCCUACCCCAGAAGCAACGGGGGGCUGUGGGACCUGGCAGAGCAGCCCACCCGCCUGGCCGUGGGUACCGGCCCCGUGCGAGCCCUCCUGACGCUGGAUGAGACCCUCUGGGCCAGCUGCGCCAACCAGGUCACCGUCCUCGAUGCCACCAGCCUCCGCGCCCAGCAAACCUUUGAGGCCCACCCGGACACGGAGGCCAGCGUCACGCACAUGAUCAAGGCGGGCAGCGGGGUCUGGAUGGCCUUUUCCUCGGGCUCCUCCAUCCGCCUCUUCCACACCGAGACGCUGGAGCAUCUGCAGGAGAUCAACAUCGCCACCAGGACCACCUUCGUCCUGCCGGGUCAAAAACACGUCCGGGUCACCAGCCUCCUCAUCUGCCAGGGUUCGCUCUGGGUGGGCACCGACCAGGGCAUCAUCGUGCUGCUGCCCGUGCCCCGCUUGGAGGGCAUCCCCAAAAUCACCGGAAAAGGCAUGGUGUCCCUCAACGGGCACGGUGGCCCCGUGGAGUUUUUGGCGGUGGCGUUGAGCACCCUGGCCCCCGACGUGCUAAAGGGCGACCAGGAGGAGGAAGAGGAGGGUGAGGAAGAGAAAACCCCCGAGCUGGAUGGCCCCCCGCCUCGGGAAAUGAGAAAAAAAGGGAUUUUAUUGCAAUAUCGCCUCCGAUCCACCUCCCACCUCCCCGGGCAGCUGCUGUCGGUGCGGGAAGCGCCGGUCGGCGGCACGCCGGCACACACCGAGGAGGACGGCUCCAUCUACGAGAUGGCCGAUGACCCCGACGUCUGGGUGCGGAGCCGACCCUGCGCCCGCGAGACCCCACGCAAGGAGAUCUCCUCGGUGGCCAUCAUUUCGGGGGGUCGGGGUUACCGUAACUUCAACGCCGAAUCGCCGCGCCGGGGUGGUGAUGCCGACAGCACCCUGCUCAUCUGGCAGGUCCCGUUGACGCUAUAGCACCCCGGGACCCCCCCCACC